Messenger RNA from Populus nigra (black poplar), 2575 nucleotides. Its product is annotated as beta-galactosidase 17. Gene Ontology annotation, biological process: carbohydrate metabolic process. Gene Ontology annotation, cellular component: vacuole. The record is from RefSeq and is a predicted model, not a curated record. Bases 106 to 2166 code for a protein of 686 amino acids. The transcript is spliced from 19 exons. Lineage: Eukaryota; Viridiplantae; Streptophyta; Magnoliopsida; Malpighiales; Salicaceae. Gene Ontology annotation, molecular function: beta-galactosidase activity.
UGAAACGAUGACUCAACAGCUCUCUCUCUCCCUCGAACUUGGCUGGAGCGGCAAAAAGCUUUGAUCGGACCUUCUCGGCUCACCAAAACUACUAUUACUACUGGUAUGAGGAAAACAAUGGGGAGAAAGAGCAGAACCAAGACGACACUGUUUUUCCUACUCAUCUCUCUUAUUUCUUUUCUCGCUUUCGCUCCCGUCUUCGCUCCUCUCCCUUCUUUCUCCUCCCACUACUCUCUCUCUCCUCGCCACCACCGCCACCACCACCACCGAAAGGUAGUGACCAGCACCAUCGCGGUUAAGCCUCGAUCAUUCGAGAUCGACGACGACAAGUUCUGGAAAGACGGCGAGUUUUUCAGGAUCAUCGGCGGCGACUUGCAUUACUUUCGCGUUAUUCCUCAGUACUGGGAAGAUAGGUUGGUGAGAGCAAAGGCACUGGGAUUGAAUACUAUUCAAACUUAUGUGCCUUGGAAUCUUCAUGAGCCACAGCCUGGUAAACUAGUGUUUGAGGGGAUUGCUGAUCUUGUCUCUUUUCUCAAACUCUGCCACAAGCUUGAUAUACUUGUCAUGCUCCGACCCGGCCCCUAUAUCUGUGGAGAGUGGGAUUUGGGGGGCUUUCCAGCUUGGUUACUAGCCAUCGAACCGCCUCUCAAAUUGAGAUCGUCUGAUCCUGCUUACCUUCGAUUGGUUGAUAACUGGUGGGGAAUCUUACUUCCGAAGGUAGCUCCGUUUCUUUAUAAUAAUGGAGGCCCAAUCAUAAUGGUUCAGAUCGAGAAUGAGUUUGGUUCAUAUGGAGAUGACAAAGCUUAUCUUCAUCACCUGGUCAAAUUGGCCCGAGGACAUCUUGGUGAUGGUAUCAUUUUGUAUACCACGGAUGGAGGUUCUAGAGAAAAUCUUGAGAAAGGAACCAUUCGAGGAGAUGCUGUCUUUUCAACUGUAGACUUCACUACUGGUGAUGAUCCUUGGCCUAUAUUCAAGUUACAAAAGGAGUUCAAUGCCCCUGGAAAAUCACCACCACUUUCUUCGGAGUUUUAUACAGGUUGGCUGACACAUUGGGGUGAGAAGAAUGCAAAGACUGGUGCUGAUUUUACUGCAUCAGCCCUGGAAAAGAUAUUGUCACAGAAUGGCUCUGCUGUGCUUUAUAUGGUGCAUGGUGGAACAAACUUUGGAUUCUACAAUGGAGCAAAUACUGGUGUAGAUGAGUCUGAUUACAAGCCAGACAUCACUUCGUAUGAUUAUGAUGCACCAAUCAGCGAAUCUGGAGAUGUGGAGAACGCAAAAUUCAAUGCACUGCGCAGGGUUAUUGAACUUCAUACCGCAGCAUCUCUUCCGUCUGUUCCUUCUGAUAAUGGAAAGAUGGGAUAUGGACCUAUUCAGUUACAGAAAACAGCAUUCUUGUUUGAUUUACUUGACAAUAUUAAUCCAGCUGAUGUAGUUGAAUCUGAAAAUCCACUCUCAAUGGAGUCUGUGGGACAGAUGUUUGGAUUUCUGUUAUAUGUUUCUGAGUACACUCCAAAGGAUGAUAAAAGCGUUCUUCUCAUACCCGAGGUGCAUGAUAGAGCUCAAGUGUUUACUUUAUGCCAUUCCAAGGACAAUAACAGAAGACCAACACAUGUUGGUUCAAUUGAUAGGUUGUCAAGUAAAAAACUUGGCCUUCAUAAUGCCAAAUGUGCUUCGAACAUCAGCUUAUUUGUUUUGGUUGAAAAUCAGGGUCAUGUGAAUUAUGGACCAUACAUAUUUGACAAGAAGGGAAUUUUGUCUUCUGUUUUUCUGGAUGGGAGUAUUUUGCAUGGAUGGAAAAUGAUUCCCAUCCCUUUCCACAACCUGAACGAAGUUCCAAAAAUCAAUCUCAUCAUUGAAGUUGCACAUUCAAGAUUCAUUACAGUAUCAACUCAGAGAGAGUUAAAAGAUAAACCUGGGAAUGUUUCUGAAGUACCAGCAUUCUUCACUGGCCAUUUCUUUAUCGAGAAUGCGAACCAGAUUCAUGAUACUUUCAUAUCAUUCAGUGGUUGGGGUAAAGGGAUUGCAGUUGUUAAUGAUUUUAACAUAGGAAGAUAUUGGCCGGUUGCAGUCAUUUGGUCCGCAAUGCAAUCUUUACGUCCCUGCACCGAUCCUUCGUCAUGGAGAAAAUGUUCUGGUCAUACUGGAGUUAGAAUCUCCCAACCCUGAGCUUGUCAUACAUUCAGUUGAUCACCCAGACUUCACAUGUGGUUCAAGUAAAUCAAGCGUGCAUCAGCUUUAGUUACACCUUAUACAUUUGCUACAUCAGGGAGAUUAGUUGACUCGCCAAUGCUGAAACUCUGAAGAUCAAGAGCACACAUGAUGCAUUUUGCAUUUGGCACAGGGAUGGCAGACUGAUCAGCAAAAUGUUGCCCCGCUUGAGCAGAAGUGAAUUUUAGAGAAUUGAUGCGCAUAUCAAUGAGAAUCCCAGAGAUGGUUCUGUUUAAACAGCAUCAUUUACACUGGAUUAAGUUGAAAAAACUAAUAUUAUUGCCUUGUCAUUGACACCUGAACAAGGAUUGGGUUUUCUUGAAAACUCUCCCAGCUAUUUAAGAAAUGCUCUUCGUUUUCUGUGACA